AAUUCAACACUUGAAUUUGUCCUUGACUGUCAAACUUAGAGAUGAACUGUUAACCAAACGCAAACAAUUGCCAGAAAAGUACUCUUUACCCCCAUCACCACCCAUUAUCCUUCCAAUACAGAUCAUGCUGAAUCCUCUUCAGAAAAGAUUCAAGUAUCAUUUCACUGGAAAUAAACAAACCAAUGUUUUAAACAAGCCUGAGUGGUAUUUAACACAAGUACUUAUGUGGAUUGGGAAUCACGCAAAGUUCCUUGAUGACAAAAUCCAGCCAAUACUGGACAAGGCAGGAUCUUCAGUGAAUGCUGGGCUUGAAUUCUCUCGUGCUCUAGUAAUGCUGAUUUUGGAGAAGCUGGCUGCUGAUAUUCCGUGCCUGUUGUAUGAUGAUACACUCUUUUGUCACCUUGUGGAUGAGGUACUUCUAUUUGAGAGAGAGUUAUACAGCGUUCACGGUUAUCUCAGCAGCUUUCCCAGUUGCAUGCAUAUUCUGUCAGAAGAAUCCUGCUUCCAAAGGUGGCUAACAGUGGAGAAAAAAUUUGCUCUUCAGAAAAUGGACUCUAUGCUUUCAUCAGAGGCUGCGUGGAUAUCACAAUACAAAGAUAUCACUGACGUAGAUGAAAUGAAAGUCCCAGACUGCGCUGAAACUUUUAUGACUCUGUUGUUAGUUAUAACAGACAGGUAUAAGAAUCUUCCAACAGCUUCUAGAAAGCUACAGUUCCUGGGCCUACAGAAGGAGUUAGUUGAUGAUUUCAGGAUACGAUUAACUCAAGUAAUGAAGGAAGAGACUAGAGCUUCCUUAGGAUUCCGAUACUGUGCAAUCCUUAAUGCUGUUAACUACAUAGCAACAGUGUUGGCUGACUGGGCUGACAAUGUAUUCUUCUUGGAGCUACAGCAGGCUGAACUGGAGGUUCAUGCAGAAAGUAGUGCUGUCAGUAAACUACAGCUAGGGCAGCUGGCUUCGAUGGAGAGUUCUGUCUUUGAUGACAUGAUUAACCUCCUGGAACGCCUGAAACAUGACAUGCUGACUCGUCAAGUAGAUCAUGUCUUCAGAGAGGUCAAAGAUGCUGCAAAGCUGUACAAGAGAGAGAGGUGGUUAUCUUUACCAUCUCAGGCAGAGCAGGCAGUAAUGUCUUUAUCGAGUACAGCUUGCCCAAUGCUGUUGACCCUACGAGACCGCUUGCUACAACUGGAACAGCAGCUCUGUCACUCGCUGUUCAAAAUUUUCUGGCAAAUGCUUGCAGAGAAAGUGGAUAUAUACAUAUAUCAGGAAAUAAUUAUGGCAAAUCAUUUCAAUGAAGGAGGAGCAGCACAACUCCAGUUUGACAUGAGUAGAAACCUGUUCCCUUUGUUUUCACACUACUGCAAGAGGCCAGAGAACUACUUCAAGCACAUAAAAGAAGCCUGCAUUAUCCUGAACCUGAAUAUUGGCUCUGCCUUGCUUCUGAAGGAUGUACUACAGUCAGCUGCAGAAAAUGAAACAUUAACGCCAAACCAGCCAUCUGCAACAGCAGCACUAAAUGAACUUGGAGUUUAUAAAUUAGCUCAAAAGGAUGUUGAAAUUCUUCUCAAUUUGAGAGCUAGUUGGCCAAAUACUGGAAAAUAAGAUUUCUUUGGAAAUGGUUAA
Molecule: messenger RNA, 1621 nt
Organism: Leptosomus discolor (cuckoo roller)
Lineage: Eukaryota; Metazoa; Chordata; Aves; Leptosomiformes; Leptosomidae
Source: RefSeq, a predicted model, not a curated record